This is a messenger RNA of Thecamonas trahens ATCC 50062, 1948 nucleotides long. RefSeq lists its product as uncharacterized. The transcript has a single exon. NCBI's taxonomy places the organism in Eukaryota, Apusomonadida, Apusomonadidae. The coding region runs from base 285 to 1685 and encodes 466 amino acids. Gene Ontology annotation, biological process: early endosome to late endosome transport. Gene Ontology annotation, molecular function: SNARE binding; guanyl-nucleotide exchange factor activity. Gene Ontology annotation, cellular component: tubular endosome; early endosome; transport vesicle. The record is from RefSeq and is a predicted model, not a curated record.
GGGCUUGGUCAUGCUGAUGGCGGUACUGAUGAUGGUGGUGGCGGCGCUGAUGAGCUGCCGCCGGUGCUUGGCCAGCGAGCGCAGUCGGUGUCCGUCGGUGGCCGGCAGAGCGAGGACGAUGAUGGUGGCGGUGGCGGCGGGGGGAUGCCAGUCAGGACAGCGGAAGGCGCAAUGGUGUGGGGGCUGGAGGCCGUGGGCGUGGGGUGACGCUGGAGGAUGUGCUGCGGCCGUUUGGCCCGCUCGAGGCACUGCAGGUCGGCGGCGGUGGCGGCGGCGGCGACAGCAUGGGCACGAUCGAGGACAACCCGUUCUACCAAGAGGUGACGACGCGAUAUGCACACCUCCAUGGGCACGCGUCGGCGAAAGGGUACGCGCUGGCGGUGCCGCGGGCGUCGUCGCUGGCGGGAUACGUGGUCAACGAGGCCGCAGUGAUGAUGCACGUGCUCAUGCCUGCAGCGUCAGAGACCGAGUUUAUCACCAUGGACCGGCGGCAUGUGACGCUGGACAAGGAGCAUGGGGUGCUGAUCACCGGGCGUGGCUUCCGCGAGUCGCGAAGCGUGGGCAUCCAGUUUGAGGAAGUCUUCUACAACGCCGACUUUCAGCCGUUCACCAUCUUUUGCAUUGAGGAGCCGCUUGAGGGCGGACUCUCGUUUCUCUUUGCCACCGAUGACGACGAGUUUGAGAGUGGUGGAGCAAGCGGCGGGGCAGACGGUAGCAGCGGCGGCGAGGAGACCGGGUGCGGCGGGGCGGGCGACGGUGGCAGCGAGAGCUCACGCGACCUGUACACGCUGGACGUUUUUCCGAUCACCCAUACGUAUCCCGAGUACGUGUCACUGCUGACACGUCUGGCGAGUGCGUCGCUGGUGGGGUCGAUUGUACCUGCACUGUGCGAGUUCAACCAGACUCCAAUCAACCCGCAGAACAACCACGCGUACACUGUGCGGCGGUUGCGGGCGCUGUGCGACGCGACGUUGACUGAGCUCGAGGUCAGCGUUGACGGGAUUCGCGAAGCGAUUGCGAGCGAGCCGCAGUACCAAGUCCAACUUCAGGUGGCGGUCGAGUCGUUUGUGCUCGGCGGGGUGAACACGCAUCUCUUUGCGGUGCUAUGUCAGUACCACGCGCGGCAGGAGCGGCGUGUUCAAGCCGGAAUUGCGGCGCUGGGGGCCAUGGGCCUCGACGAGAUGGACGUGCGGCCGGAGCUCGCCGGAUGUGAGCUGGGCGAGGCAAGCCGAAUGGUUGAGCUGCUACGUGAGUGCCGGACGCCAUUGGAGAAGAAGAUGGUUGUUCGCGCAACAUUGCAGACGAUCACCCUCGCUGUGGAAACGCAUCUAGAGGCCGGAGCGGAGCCGCUCAACGCGGACGACAUGUUGUGGCUGGUGGUGUACGUGCUGUGCCGGGCCGAGGUGAGCCACUUGUACGCUCAUGUGGUGCACAUGCGCGAGUUUACAUUGUACUCUGCAUCACUGCAAGAACUGGCUUACUAUGUGGCGUCGCUCGACGUGGCGGUGGCAUUCCUCGCGCAGCGGGGCGGAACGAACGUCACGUCUGACGACGACGAUGAUGACGACGAUGACGUGGACGAUGGCGGGGUGGAGGCCGCGGCGGGGUGGAGCGCUGCCGGGGCUCACGAGCUUGUCAACCAGUCACAGGAGGCGGUAGCGCGCGAUGCGGCUGUUACCACUUGACCUGGGCCUGGGAAGCGGACAUGUCGCCCUCCUCAACGGCGACGACGUCCCAGUACGACGACUUGAACUUGAGGUAGUCGACCGUGUGAUCGUAGCCCUCGCCAGCGUAUUCUGUAGUGUAGCCGGAGCCCGAAUCAAAGUCUUCGGGCGACUCGGAGGUGCCAGACGACUUCUUGUUCUUCUUCUUGCCAGCCUUGGAGGACUUGCUGGGUUUGGCUGGCGGUAGGACAGCGUGGUCACCGCUGAUGCCGGACGAGAGGUCG